Messenger RNA from Callorhinus ursinus (northern fur seal), 2547 nucleotides. NCBI's taxonomy places the organism in Eukaryota, Metazoa, Chordata, Mammalia, Carnivora, Otariidae. The record is from RefSeq and is a predicted model, not a curated record.
UCCGCCCUAGCGCCGUUGCCGGGGGCAACGGUCCCAUCUGGCCGGAGUGGCUGGCGGUAGCGCGGUGGCGGCCUCUGCGGAUGGACAUCGUGGGAGGAGGUUGGCAAGGGAAACUUUCAGAAGAACUAGAUGCUGGAAAACCUGGCCUGGUGGUCGGGCUUUCCCUCGGACCCACAGAAUGGCCGGGGCCGAGUCCUCUCCUGAGCUUCAGUUACAAAAAAAUAAAGGUAGCUGUCAAUGUGCCAGUGUCCUCCGCUUCCUCUUUACCACGUCCUUCCAGCUAAAAGCCAGUUAAAAAAUGGCUUCCAUAAGAAGAACCGGCCAUCCCGCGCGCAAUGUUUUUGGUGAUUUUAGUGAUAUUUCCUUAGAAGAUUCAAAAAUGGAAGAAAUCAGAACCUUGAAAAUCAGUAGAAGUCUUACCAAAAUAGCACCCGCUCAUAGCAGAUUUCUAAAAGGAAACCAAACCAUGGGUGUAGAACACUCACUUCUGAGAGAGAAGGCUGUUGUGGAGGGUGGGCACAAGCUCUCCUCAGGGAGACCCCCGACCACUGCCUCGAAGCUCAGGGCCAGCGCCGCACUCACAAAGCUGGCUCAGAUAGAAACCAAGAUCAUGAAUCGGAAGGCGAAGAUGGAUUUGUCUGACAUGGAAUCCGACCUGAAGACCUCUGAGGACAGUCUUCCAGAGCGCACAGACACAGUCCCCCCCGGGAGUACAGUCAAACUUUCUCCACACAACCUGGAUGAAACCUCCCAGAAACAAGCCUGGGAAGUUUCCAUGGCCGAGAGCAAUGCGCGGAAUGGGAGGGUCAGUAGGUUUCUAAAGAGGAGGGAACCACGGGUUGAAAAUACCUUCCCUAAAGCACAUUUUGGAAAAGAGAGGAAUUUUCAAACACCCAAAGAGAAAAAACCUACUAGAAAACUAGAUUCUCCAGACAGCGAUGAGGAGGAAAUGAAAGAGUUGCUGGGAAGCUUGCUAGAAUCUCCUAGAGAAAAAGAAACAUACACGAAUCGGUGUUUCGGCAGCCCCAAAGUCAGUGAGAAAGAACAGACAAAACUGUCCUCGGAUCAGAUCCCAACUCAGCCAAGAAUCCUUUCGCUGCCCAGUGAGGAACUUUCCAGCCCAAAGUCAUUUCGGACAUCACCUCUGCCAGCCUCACCGUCCGCAGACGGGACCCUUCGCAGCGUGCGCUCAAGAGCUCACUCCUCACAGACUCACACUUCAGGGGACACAGCUGCCCACACGGCAUCGCUUUCCAUCACUGGCACCUCUCCAAAGUCAGCCUCGAUGGUGCAGCAUGACAAGUUCUCCUCCUCCCCUGGAAGGAGUGAGGCUGGGCCAUGUGAUGAGUCCCUCUCAGAAGCUGCUGAUGACAGCCUGAACGAUUUUCGAAUCAAUCUUUUAUCCCUUGAUGAUCUGGCUCCAGCUGUCAGCGAGAACUCAGACUUGGAACAGAAAAAAGAAGGCCAGCGGGAAAAGGCAUCCAGCCAAAGCCCCCAGGCCGGGGGUCCCCCCACCGGAAGUGAGGUCUCCGAGUGCCUGAGUGAGCCGUCGGUCUCCUCCGCUGAGCCUGAGGGUGCUUCCAGCCCGAGGCCGAAGUCUCAGGAGCCCACGGCGAGCACGGACGCCAGACACUUUGUCAGACUUCUCUGCAAGCCUGCAGCCAGACCUUCCCCUGCCAACACUCAAGCCUUGGAAGAAGCAGGUCAGGGACGUUACGAGAGUCCUCAUGAAGGAGACGGCUGUGCAGACCCUCGAGCCCGCCUUCACCUACCAGUGGGCAGAGGGGGCCGGCAUUGCGGCCAUUGGGCCCGCCCUGGGAGGUGCCUACGUGGACCCCGUGCCCAUUGCCAGUCACGUCGUCAGCGCGGACUCGAUAGAAGGAUCCUGGACGACAGACUGAGUGUCCGAGAACCUUCGGUCUGUUUUGCCAAAGGACACCCGUGUCGGAUAAAACAGGGAAGUUAUGAGUAACACAACUCUGAGCCCUCCACCCCAGCCAAGCUGUUCCUGCGUGUCCCUCCCCUCCCCCCCCCCCCCCCCCCCCCCCCCCCCCGCCACGCCUGUGUGUCCAGAAUCCAUAGUAGUUUUUCCCCCCAAAGACACUCAGCCGGUGCUGAGAGGCAGCCAGCCCAGUAGCCACGGGCCUUGGUGCCUUGCCGAGCCCGGGGAGUGCCAGGGUCCCGGGCGGCCCGGCCCGGCCUGCGGUGGGGGAGGCCCAGGCUCCGUCAGGUCCUCACAGGGCCACUGACCACUUGAGGGACACAAACGGGUCCAUCUAGUACCUCUUACGUUUUCGCGCUUUCCAAUUUUUUUUAAAGAUGAAGAUACUAAAACACACUGGUUGUAACCACAGAAUUGUUUAUAUCCUUUCAAAAAACUCUCCCGUUCAGCUGUCACCCCCGAGCUUGUUCUCUGUAGUUACGCAGCCUUCCAAUGAUCCUUUCGAACACUUGCACAGCUUCCAUUCUUCAGUGUAUUUUGAGUUUAAUGGAAACUUUUUUAUUUUUAGUUUUAGUUUUAUUUUAGUUUUGUGUUUAAAAACACGU